AUGGAUUUUUAUGCGCUGAAUGAAACGUCCGGGUCCUCUGAAUGCGUCGGAGCGCAGAGUGAUGCGCUACAAAACGGCACCGGCCACGGGAGUUUGGAGCCCAACACCACCUGCAGUAACGCGUCCACACUCUUCACGCCACAAGCUGUGAAACACAGAGAUGAGGACCCGACACUGCGGAUCCUGCUCUACUCGCUCAUCUUCUCCCUGAGUGUGUUUGGCAACCUGCUGAUCAUCGUGGUGCUGACGGUCAACAAGCGCAUGCGUACCGUCACCAACACCUUCCUGCUGUCGCUGGCUGUUAGCGACCUGAUGAUGGCUGUCUUCUGCAUGCCCUUCACCCUCAUCCCCAGCAUCCUCAAGGACUUCAUCUUUGGAGCUGCCAUGUGCAAGAUCGUGGCCUACCUCAUGGGCAUAUCAGUCAGCAUUUCUACAUUUAGCCUGGUUGCCAUAGCGAUUGAGCGCUACAGUGCCAUCUGUAACCCUCUGAAGUCACGGGUGUGGCAGACCCGGUCUCAUGCCUACCGGGUGAUUGCCGCUACAUGGGUGCUGGCCUUCAUCAUCAUGAUCCCAUAUCCAGUUAUCAGUCACCUAGAGUCUUAUCAGCGGCCUGACAACACCACUGCUCACCAGUGUCGCCACAAGUGGCCCCGUGCCAAGGCAGAGCAGACCUGGUACAUUCUUCUGCUGCUGGUGCUGUUUGUGAUCCCGGGAGCGGUGAUGAUUGUUGCCUAUGGACUCAUCUCCAGGGAGCUUUACAGAGGCAUCCAGUUUGAGAUGGGCCAGAAGAAAGAUUCAACUGGAGUGAAGAAUGGCCUGACCUCCACUGUGUCUAGUGGCAGUGAUGACGGCGACGGUUGCUAUGUUCACAUGGUCCCACGGCCCAACUCAAUGGAGAUGUCCACUCUAGCCACCUCAAGCGGGGCGCCCAAGGCGGAGCGGCCUCGUACUAACACAUCUGAGGCCAAACUGGAGGCCAAGAAGCGAGUGAUCCGCAUGCUGGUUGUGAUCGUCGUCCUUUUCUUCCUGUGCUGGAUGCCGCUCUACUGCGCCAACACCUGGCGGGCUUUUGACGACAUCUCUGCCAUGCACGCCCUCUCAGGGGCGCCCAUCUCUUUCAUCCAUCUGUUGAGCUACACCUCUGCGUGUGUCAACCCGAUUAUUUACUGCUUCAUGAACACACGCUUCCGCAAAGCGCUGCUUGCCACUUUCUCUUGCUGUGCUGCACCUUGCCGCCGCCGUCGCCUAGGGCUACGGGACAACGAGGAGGAUGUUAUGGCAACAGGAGCGUCCAUGUCCAAGUUCAGUUACACUACAGUCAGCACCAUGGGAACCUGCUGAGAGAGAUGGAUGUAAGCACAACUCAGAAGAGACAGUUACUAAGGAAACGCAGCAUCACACAUCUUUUGUCUUUAGGCCAGUCAGUACAUGUAGGAACAUUAAUGCACAGUGGAAAACAGGGCACAUAAUGCGACAUUAAAGAGAGGUGCCUCCUAAGA
Molecule: messenger RNA, 1499 nt
Organism: Myripristis murdjan (pinecone soldierfish)
Lineage: Eukaryota; Metazoa; Chordata; Actinopteri; Holocentriformes; Holocentridae
Gene: cckbrb
Product: cholecystokinin B receptor b
Exons: 5
Coding region: 1-1341 (446 amino acids)
Biological process (GO): neuropeptide signaling pathway
Cellular component (GO): plasma membrane
Molecular function (GO): neuropeptide receptor activity; gastrin receptor activity
Source: RefSeq, a predicted model, not a curated record